AUGGCGGGCAAAAUGGUUCUGUACAAGCUGGUGGUGCUGGGAGACGGCGGCGUGGGCAAGACGGCCCUGACGAUCCAGCUCUGUCUGCAGCACUUUGUCGAGACGUACGACCCGACGAUUGAGGACUCAUAUCGCAAGCAAGUGGUCAUCGACGGGCAAGCGUGCAUGCUGGAGGUGCUCGACACCGCAGGCCAGGAGGAAUACACGGCGCUGCGGGAUCAAUGGAUACGAGACGGGGAGGGCUUCGUGCUGGUGUACAGCAUCUCGUCCCGGUCGUCCUUCUCGCGCAUCAAGCGCUUCCACAACCAGAUCCAGCGGGUGAAGGAGUCGACGGCCUCGUCGCCCUCGUACCCGGGCUCCCCCAUCGCCGUCGUCAAUUCCCAGGCGCCCGUGCCCAUCAUGCUGGUCGGCAACAAGAGCGACAGGGUGACGGAGAGGGAGGUCUCGACGCAGGAGGGCCACGCCCUGGCGCGCGAGCUGGGCUGCGAGUUCGUCGAGGCGUCGGCCAAGAACUGCAUCAACGUGGAGAAGGCCUUCUACGACGUGGUCCGGAUCCUGCGCAGGCAACGGCAGCAGGCGACGAGGCCAAUGGCGCCGACCAACCGCACAAAGACCACGGGCAGCGACAGGUCAUCAGGCCACCGGGGGGACGACAGGCCGUACCGGGGCAGCGGCAAGCGGGACAAGAGCAAGUGCGUCAUCCUAUGA
This is a messenger RNA of Thyridium curvatum, 708 nucleotides long. RefSeq lists its product as uncharacterized. Gene Ontology annotation, molecular function: GTPase activity; GTP binding; GDP binding. The record is from RefSeq and is a predicted model, not a curated record. The transcript has 2 exons. NCBI's taxonomy places the organism in Eukaryota, Fungi, Ascomycota, Sordariomycetes, Thyridiales, Thyridiaceae. Gene Ontology annotation, biological process: signal transduction. Gene Ontology annotation, cellular component: plasma membrane. The coding region runs from base 1 to 708 and encodes 235 amino acids.